CUGCAACCACACCCGCCCGCGGUUUGUAUCUGAUGCCCAAGCUGUCUGAAGCUGUUCAGUUAUAUAAUGGGCUGACCCAAAUCGUCCCCCGGUGCUAUUCCCCCAAUCUGGCCCUCCAACACCAACGGACACUCCUUUUUUUCUUCUCAUUCAGUUGCUUUGCCCCCCUUCUCCCGCAGUUCACACAGUCCACACUGCCUGCGGCUGACCAGUCUUGUCACACUGGCUCGUUUUCCCUCUCUCUUCAGGUCGCUGCUCGCCGCUGCCGGUCUUUGCGAAGGAGACGACACUUGACAAAAUGCCGCCUGGUAGCUCAUCCAGAUCAUCCAAGCCGAAACCUUCGGAGGUGGCAGCUCAGACCAAGAGAAGCACCAUCCCUUACAUCCGCAAGAACUACGCCAACACAUGGCCGCUGUACUCCUACCUCUUUUCAAAUCCACUCAGUUUCACACCAGAUCAAUUUCCUCAGCGGCCAAUGGGUCUUGCAAACCCGACCUUUUGUGCGUCUACACAACCGGGGCCCCGGCUUUUUGGGUACACGUCGUACCUGGUUGUACCGCAUGGUCUCACUAACACGCAUCGUAGGGGUCCACACGGAUGAUCCCGUGGAUCUGGCCACGAACUGGUCAGCGCGGAACAACAACACAAGGGUGGCGUUCAUCUGCGCCGCCAACGAGAAAAGGCCCGGCGGGGACUGGGAGACGGGCGUCGUUGGCUACGAGGAGCGCCUGUGCCGGAGGAGCACGCUAUCCGCCACGAUCGCGACGCCGGGCCCGGCGUCAUACGUGUCUGGGGGCCACUAUCCUCUACCCUGGGCGGGAGGCAUCUACUCUGACAGAGUUGUCGUCUUCCGCGGCCCGCAUGAUAGGUACGAGGAGCGCAAACUGGAGGACUGGCGGGCGCUCCCCGUGGUCUCGGUAACGCCCAUGUGCCGCCCCAAGCUCAAGGAGGGUGGGACCAAGUACUCGUUCGAUGACGAGCGCGAGAUGGCCAAGAACAAGCUGCGGGCGGCCCUUAGCAUCUGCGCCUACAACGACAUACGCAACGUCGUCAUCGGCGACUUUGGCCUGGGCAACUGGUAUCGCAACCCGCCGCAAGAGAUGGCCGAGCUAUGGCGCGAGGUCUUCCUAUGGGACACGAACCUCAGGGGCAGGAUCGAGAACGUCGCCUUCGUGUUCGAGGACCCGUCUCAGAGCACAAUGCGCCUCAUCCUCGAGGAAGCGGCCAAGAAGAACAGGGGCGGCAGCGGCAGCAGCAGUGGUACUGGUGGCUCGGGCGGCGGCGGCGGCGGCAGCAGCAGCUCAAGCAAGGGGAAAGGAAAGUCGUCCGGCUCGUCUUCGAUCCCAGUCUGCCCGACGGACAUGGCCGUCUUCGAACGCGUCUUCAACCCAGCCGAGAUCCAGAGAGUCACACAGCAGCCCGACGGAAGAAUGGGACUGGGUAACCUUGUGUGUUAGACCAUUACCUACUCUUAGGCAAAACAUGAGCAAAUGGAGACAGCAGGGAGGUAGUCGGCCGGAGGCUGCUUGUGGCUUACUUUGGCCGGUCCAGUCAUGGGACUUUGACGGAGGAUGGCGUCUAUCUUGGAUUGUGCUGGAGGUCUGGUUCUCUUGGUAAAAGGAAGCUUCGUUUCUCGUCUUGAUACUCGAUUCCUGGGAUUCUCAAAAAACAAAAAAGAUUUGCUCCGGCUGGUGGCUGGCCGGCCGGCCGUCUGAGGUCACUUUACUCUAUUACUUUUACACAAUAAUUUCCAAAUUAGAGGUGUUUCCUUUUCCCUCCAUCCCCAACCGCGAUGUCGAUCCGGGCUGUCUCUCCGGUGUCCGGCCCAGGACCUCCCUGGACGCUUCACCGCCUACGUCAGCAUCUUGCCCAACCCCAUGCUCCCAGGGCUGCAGCAAUGGCGCAGGGCGUAUGCAAGAUCUGUGAUCUGCGAGUCUCAGG
Diaporthe batatas is the source of this 1941-nucleotide messenger RNA. RefSeq lists its product as uncharacterized. Lineage: Eukaryota; Fungi; Ascomycota; Sordariomycetes; Diaporthales; Diaporthaceae. The coding region runs from base 33 to 1457 and encodes 474 amino acids. The record is from RefSeq and is a predicted model, not a curated record. The transcript has 2 exons.